CACGUAAUCUGCACCACACUUCAGCCUCCGCUGUCCGUCACCGUUUUGGCAAACCCUCGGUUUCCAUCUCUAUCCACAAGAAUAUCUCUGACCUCUGUAUGCUACGCAAUUUCUUUUAGCGAAUCGGAGCCCAACCUCACUGUACCCGUGUUUUUUUUUGUGUUUUAAACCCGAAUUUGCGUAUUAAACUGCAUAUCUAGGUAGCAUUUCGGAAUCCUGGGCCGGUUGGAGCUGAGGAGGUUGUACAUCUGAAAGGAGUAUCUGGAUAUAGCAGAUUUGAGCGUACAAGUUUGUUCGAUUUAAAAAUUCAGAGGAAUUUUACUUAUCUGGAUUGACUUAUUUUGUGGCGAGUGUUUUAGGUUUUUAUUUUUUAAAUUUUCGCGUUUGAUCUUCUGGUCGGUGUUUGAAUUCUGUUAAUCUUGUUACUGAAAUAAUCGGCGACUUGGUGUAUCUGAGUUUCGGGUUUUGGUUAAAACUGAUCUGCCGCUGUUCUCUAGGGUUUUCAAAAUUUUCGUAUAAUAGAAAAUGGUCGGUGGUGGGAACAGAAGGGAUGAAGGAUCAUUUACGGUGAGCAACAAUAAUGUUUUUGCAGCUCUAGGGAGUUUGAGAAAGAAGAAGAAAUCUGACAAAGAGAAGGGUUCGUCCAAGGGAGGUAAGGGAAAAGCUUCUGAGUCUAAAUCCAAGGAAACUGAGGAGAAGCAGGUGUUCUGGGCUCCUGCGCCUUUGACAGUUAAGUCAUGGGCAGAUGUUGAUGACGAGGAUGAUGACGACUAUUAUGCUACCACUGCACCUCCCCAGGCUAUAUGGGGUGGUUCCAAUUCAAAUAAGGCUGAGGAAGCUGAUAAACAUGAUCAUGUGGAGGAAAGUGAAACUGAAGAUGAACUUCUCGAUGAAGGUGAUGAUGAUGUGGAAGAGGAACAUGACCAUGAAACCGAGGCUCAAGAACAAACUGAGCCGGAGUCGGAGCCAAUUGUGAAAGAGGCUGUAGAAGUUUCUCCUGCUCCUAAGGAGACAGAAAGGCAGCUUUCAAAGAAGGAGAGGAAAAAGAAGGAGCUUGAAGAGCUGGAUGCAAUUUUAGCUGAUUUUGGUGUCAACCCAAAAGAGAAAUCCCAAGACAAGGCAUCAGAUGCUGUCAACAAAGAAGGAAAAGAUGAACAAUCAAACGGGAAUGGAGGAGAUAGAAAAGACAACGCACCUGCAGAAUCUAAAAGCGCAAAGAAGAAGAAGAAGAAGGACAAGAUUAAAGAAACACAGGACCCGAACACCAAUUCGGAUGUCUCCAAUGGACACGAGGAGGACACCUCAAGAACCAAACAAGUGGAAGAAGAGACUACAGAGGCAUCUGCUGUCGAUGUAAAAGAGAAGCUCAAAAAGGUCGCAUCUUCCAAGAAAAAGAAAUCGAACAAAGAGAUGGAUGGAGCUUCAAGAGCUGCUGCCAUGGAGGCUGCUGCUAGAAGCGCCAAACUUGCAGCUGCUAAAAAGAAAGAGAAGAACCAUUACAACCAGCAGCCGGUGCGUUAGGUAACAAGUCAUACAAUUCAUUCAUACGUACACUCACUCUAGUGCAUGUGGGAGGGAUCGUAAUAAACUUGUCGAAGCUUCUUGUUUUCCUUGCUUUACGAUUGAACGCCGGCUUAUAAACUGUACUUUGUGUUGUCUGUUUGUUGUUCUCAUUUGGCACAACACUGUUUAAACUUGUUAGAUCAUUUUGUAACAUUAUAGAACUUGUUGCCCUCUGCUGCUGCUGCUUCUGUAUCUAUGGUGUUUCCCUUUUCUUGCA
Molecule: messenger RNA, 1780 nt
Organism: Andrographis paniculata
Lineage: Eukaryota; Viridiplantae; Streptophyta; Magnoliopsida; Lamiales; Acanthaceae
Exons: 3
Coding region: 526-1521 (331 amino acids)
Source: RefSeq, a predicted model, not a curated record